Molecule: messenger RNA, 879 nt
Organism: Symbiodinium natans
Lineage: Eukaryota; Dinophyceae; Suessiales; Symbiodiniaceae
Source: the annotation of a GenBank genome assembly
AUGGGACGCUCCUUGGGUCUUUCCUCCGCCUUCCGCGGCGCGAGCUCGCAUGGCCUCCAGCCCUUCACUUGGCACGGCAGCUUGCGCACGGCAUCGCCUUCAGAGAGCGGCUACGAGCGGCUGCUUCUGCCUGGGACCCUGGAGGCCCCGACCCGCCAAGCCCUGCGUUCCCUGGCGAGUGCGGCAGGGCUGCGCUGCGAGACCUUCGGCCCCAAAGCCUGCCGCCGCGUGAUGCUCGCGCUGCCGGCCGAAUGCAGCUGCUGCGUGAAUGCACUUUCAUUUCCAGCAACGGAUCUCCUCUCCACCGAGCAACUCAGGGAAGCGCUCCAACGUGUUUUUGGAUUCAGCCCCUUGUCGGACGACGACAUCACGUGCUUCCAUGACCGCCUGCGAGAAGUCGCAACAAUGGUCCUGGGCACUGAAUCUGCAGCUCGGCGCACUCACUCCAAGUGGCAGAAGAGAUGUUUGACCUCUGAGACAGUGGCCGCUCUGGGUGGGUGUGCAGGGAUCAGUGCCUGUGAGAAGCGUGCGAAGUGGGAAGGGGCCUCAUCUCUGCUGUCACAGAUGAGCUUCCUGGCUGUGCAGCCCAGCGUCACCACCAUGAAUGCAGCAGCUUCGGCCUGCGAGCGCGCCGGCUCUUGGCUCCCCGCUCUGGCUUUGCUCCGGGAUCUGGAGCCGAGGUCGCUGCAGGUUGACUUGAUCUCGGUGAAUGCGGCCUUCGGAGCUUGCGAUCGCAGUGCUCAACAUCAUCCCAUGCAGGAUCUGGCGGCGCAAAUUGCCAACCUCCUCGGAGACUUUACUUUCCAGCUCCGGCGCUCGGCGGAAAAAGGUGUAUCCAUGGAGACUCCCUGCUACCCGGGCAUCCAUACUUGCAGCUAG